CCAGUUAAUAUUCAAUCACUUUAUAUUCAGGUUCAAGUUCCACCAGCUGGGACGAGUCUCCUAGAUAGGGCUACGUCCUAAUAGACAUAUUUGCUGGGAUUAUAAACAGUAACAAUUUCUGAAUCCCACUUUUUAUUAACCACAGACAAGCGAUGACUGUGAAUAGGAGUUUUGUACAUGAGGCGUCUCAUCAGAUCAUUGCAGGCGGAUCAGCAGGUUUGGUGGAGAUAUGUCUGAUGCACCCGCUGGAUGUUGUGAAGACCAGGUUCCAAAUUCAGCGAGGAAUUGGUGACCCAAACAGCUAUAAAGGCCUGGGGGACUGUUUCAGAACCAUAUUUCACAAAGAGGGAAUGUAUGGGUUUUACAAGGGAAUCCUGCCACCAAUACUAGCCGAGACGCCAAAGAGAGCGGUUAAGUUUUUCACCUUUGAGCAAUACAAGAAUCUGCUUAGUUAUACAACGAUAUCCCAGGGCCUGGCUCUCUCCCUGGCUGGGCUUGGCUCAGGUUUAACGGAAGCUCUGGUGGUUAAUCCAUUUGAAGUAGUGAAAGUGAGCCUUCAGGCCAACAGACAUUCCUUCAAAGUGCCAUCCACCUUCAGCCAGGCUCGAAUGAUUAUUAAUUCAGAUGGCUUUGGUCUGCGUGGGCUAAAUAAGGGCCUGACCUCCACACUGGGACGCCACGGCAUCUUCAACAUGAUCUACUUUGGCUUUUACUUCAAUGUUAAAGACAACCUUCCUGCCAGCAAGGAUCCUCGUCUGGAGUUUAUGAGAAAGUUUACUAUAGGUUUGGUGUCAGGAACUAUCUCAUCCUGUGUGAACAUCCCCUUUGACGUGGCUAAGAGCCGUAUCCAGGGUCCUCAGCCAGUCCCAGGGGAGAUAAAGUACAGGACCUGUUUCCAGACCAUGACUCUGGUGUACCGUGAAGAAGGAUGUCUUGCACUGUACAAAGGAUUAAUUCCCAAGAUCAUGAGACUUGGACCAGGAGGUGCUGUCAUGCUGCUAGUGUAUGAGUAUGUCUCCGGCUGGCUGCAAAGAAACUGGUGAUAAAAGCUGGCAAGCAGCAAACAGAUUUCACUGUGUAGGUCACAUAUACAUUCAUGCAUUAGUUAUCAAAAUUAUGCCAGUGUGUUCUAAGAUUAAAAAAUUAAUAAAAAGCUUAAUAGAAAUUACUGACUAGGAUUGGCCCUGACCCAUUUUGUAUCUCAUUACUUAUCAUACCUCGUUCUGCUCUCACUGAUUUUGAGAGAAAUUCCUUAUUGAGGUAUUUUCACCUGUGAUGCUCGGAUGUCAUGGGAAGUUACACACUAGUACUAUAACCACGGUUGUGCUUCGCACCCAAACAAAGACUGCAGUCUUUUACACUCACCACUAGCAGGAAAUGGGAGCAGAUUCGGCUUACUUUAAAACAAGUUUAAGACUCUUGUGUCUUUCUAUUGGAAGCUUAUUUGCUCUCUGAUGGAACAGCACCAAAGAAUUGAGUUGCGCUCUGCAGUGACUUUUGUUAAUAUGUUAGUGACAAUGCAGUAUUCACUAAUUUACCAGGUCAAUACUAGUUUCUAUGUAUCAAGGCACUUCUUGUGAAAUAUGGACGAGGCAAAAAGUAUUUCACCUUUUCUGUGAUAUGUAGCAUUUACAUUGAUCUUAAUGUGUGAUGAACUUGGAAGCAAUGAUUUGCAUAUUGAAUUCAAUGUAUUUAUUUAAUAUUACAGUUGAAAUGUUUGUAUUUGUGAAUGUAGGACACUAUUUUUAAUCAUGUUUAAAACUCCAUCAUAGAUCAAUUGCAAAUAAAUCAAAUGUGAGAGUCCUAUUAUUAUUCUAAGUUUGCUUAGUGAACACACAAAAAUGAAUGAAAUUUAGACGUAAUAGGGAGAAGUCUUCACUGUAAAACAUUUAAAAAUAGUUUUAUCCUACAUGAAAAAAGUCUUUUAUCUUUCAAAACUUGAGUUCAAUAUCCAAAACUUGUCAUGACCAUUAAAGUUAAUGAGAAGACCGUUCACAUAACUAAAUCAUUUUUUACAGUGAUUUUAAAUAAUUUGUGAUGAAAUGUACAGAUGUUCAGAACAGUACUGAUAUAUAUUGUCAAGCAUGUGAUUGGCUCCAACAACAAUGCCAUUGAGCUCCUCUGUCUUUUUUUUCCUUUUAGAAUGAGUCCGUAUGUGGAACUUUAUCAUGCCAAUACUAGUAAUCAUUCAUUUGGGGAUUUUUUUCUACUUUCGUCCUUUCCAUCUCCUCUCAGAAACCUUGUUGCUGAUACUUUGUGGGUGCCUGUCAGCCAUCACAGCUGUUGCAGCUAAGAACAAGCUGUCUGUCAGCUCCUCUAGCCUGUAGGCUGAUGCAGCAUAACUCAGCUCAAGUUAAAAUAACAAAACCGUGAAAUUCACAUAUGUUGACAAAUGAAUGGACAAACUCUUUUGCUCUGUCCAUCUUUGCUCUCCACCUACUCACUGUUUUUUUGCACUUUAGGUGACUAGGACUACUUACUACAUCUUUAGAUCUGUCUUUGUUUUGUGUGGCACCAUGGUCUUGGAGAAACAUUGUCUCAUUUCAUUGUGUACUGCAACAGCUAUAUAUGGUUGAAAUGACAAUAAAAGCUUUUUGACUCUUGACUUCUUUCUCUGACAUAUACACAUGAAGGACUAUAGACACAUGUACACCCAAGACUCAGAAGGACUUUAUUAGAAAUGUUUAUGCUAUUUCUGCAAAUUCCAUUUUGAUACAUGUAUUAUUUUCAUUUUAAUGUUAAUAUGUUAUUGUCUAUAACACCAACAUAAGUGCCUUUUUUAUUGCCUCUUAUUUGUAUAUUUUUUCUGUUUUAAAUCUUUCCAAGGAAGUUGCAUUAGUAUAUUUGAUUCUUUAUAUAGCCAUAUACAGAUGUUCUAAAGUAAGUUGUCUGAAAUUACAUUUUCCCUCUGGAGAUGCCAUUGAAGCCAAAAUAAAUCAGUUAAGUAGUAAAUAUUUCUUGUAGCAUUACUGAUAAUUCCAUGGUCUCCCUGUUUCUCUCUUGUUCA
This is a messenger RNA of Tachysurus vachellii, 3007 nucleotides long. RefSeq names its product solute carrier family 25 member 21 (gene slc25a21). The transcript is spliced from 10 exons. Gene Ontology annotation, biological process: transmembrane transport. The record is from RefSeq and is a predicted model, not a curated record. NCBI's taxonomy places the organism in Eukaryota, Metazoa, Chordata, Actinopteri, Siluriformes, Bagridae. The coding region runs from base 153 to 1043 and encodes 296 amino acids.